UGGGGCUGCAGGGGCGGGACUUGACGCAGCGUCCGAGUAAAAACCGUGGCCCCCCCCAGACCAAGCGCCAUUCACCAAGACCCCUCCGCCUGUUACCCUCCGUACACGCAAUCCUCUGCCGGCAUCAUGGUUCACGAAGUGACGGGUCUCGAUGACUUCCAGAAGCAGCUGAAGGACGCCGGAGACAAGCUGGUGAUGGUGGACUUCACCGCUGUGUGGUGCGGCCCCUGCAAACAGAUCAGCCCAUACUUUCAUGAGCUGGCGGCAGAGUACACCAACGUGGUUUUCCUGAAGGUGGACGUGGAUGAUGCCGAGGAUGUCAGUGCAUCAUGUGAAAUUAAGUGCAUGCCCACCUUCAUAGUGUACAGGGCAGGAAAGAAGUUGGACGACCUCUCCGGCGCUAACCGAGAGAAACUCCUUGAAAUGCUGAAGAAACACAUGUAAGCCCCCUGAAGGGCCGACCACACACAACCUUGUUCUACAAGCUCCACAGAAACCCGCCAGUAGCCUCCUGUCCACGUCUCGGACGUGCAACGAACACCGGCUCCUGUUUUCCACGUAGCAGGCGGACAUUUAUUCCACUCGUGUACUGGUUCCAUAGUCCUGUCACAUCCAUGUAUGUAACAUUCGAACUCUUUUAAACUCCUGUACAGAGAAUUUGGAUUUUUCUCCUGAACGUCUCGUCGUAUGUAACGUGUCCAACAAGGUGGAUUCAAUAAAUGAAGAUGAGUUACA
Molecule: messenger RNA, 735 nt
Organism: Platichthys flesus (European flounder)
Lineage: Eukaryota; Metazoa; Chordata; Actinopteri; Pleuronectiformes; Pleuronectidae
Gene: txnb
Product: thioredoxin
Exons: 5
Coding region: 127-444 (105 amino acids)
Molecular function (GO): protein-disulfide reductase activity
Source: RefSeq, a predicted model, not a curated record